This is a messenger RNA of Symbiodinium sp. CCMP2592, 882 nucleotides long. Lineage: Eukaryota; Dinophyceae; Suessiales; Symbiodiniaceae. The record is from the annotation of a GenBank genome assembly.
AUGGCAUGCCCAGGACAAGCUGCAGAACUAGGAGUUUCAGUCUUUGUGCAUGAGAUGGGGAGAACAGCGGUGACUGCCCGACUCUUCAUAGAGGCAUGCGCUGGGAGUUGUCGACUUUCCAGGGCGGCCGCUGCGGCUGGAAUUCCCACAUGGAGCUUUGAGGUCACCCGCGGUGGCCCCAAUGAAGACAUCUUGCGGCCUGAGUGUCUAGAGCUGCUGCUGUCAUAUAUCAGGAAAGGCUUGGUGGCCUGCUUGUGGCUUGGGCUGACAUGUGCCAGCUGGUCUCGGGCAAGGCGUGGAAAGCGACGAGGCCUGAUUGACCCAGCAGCCCGAGGCCUGAGUGCACGGCCAAAACGUGGAGGGUUUCCAGCUCCUCUGCGCAGCCGUGAGUACUUGUGGGGGCUUCCUCGGUCUGAAUUGACGACUUCAGAGCUCAAGAAGCUUGACCAUGGCAAUGCCCUUGCCAAGUGGGCCAUAAAGGUCGUGAAGGAGGCCCGAAAAUAUGGUACGACUCUUAUUGUGGAGAACCCCCGCACAUCAUGGAUAUGGGAACUGCCCGAGUUGAAGGAGCUCAUGUCUGGGCCUGACUUCAACUUCGGGACGUUCCACCGCUGUCAGUUCGGGCAACCAUGGAAGAAGGCAACAUCACUGGCAAUGUGGGGGAAGUUCUCCGGAGGGCCUGGGCAUCUUGCCAAGAUCUUGCGCACGUGCAAAAGCCGGCGUUGCAGUGUCACUGGCAAGAAGCAUGAGCGAUUGCAAGGUUUUGUGACCGGCCCCAAAGCCAAGGGUAAGACCAGCUUCAAAACGAGUCAGGCUGCCGCCUACCCACAAGAGUUUUGCAAAGCUUUCGCACAACUUCUGGUGGACAGUCUGGACAGAUGA